Cucumis sativus (cucumber) is the source of this 1125-nucleotide messenger RNA. RefSeq lists its product as uncharacterized. The record is from RefSeq and is a predicted model, not a curated record. The coding region runs from base 294 to 779 and encodes 161 amino acids. Lineage: Eukaryota; Viridiplantae; Streptophyta; Magnoliopsida; Cucurbitales; Cucurbitaceae. The transcript has 2 exons.
GUGUGAAACCGACCACUCAAUUCAACUGAGGUCGGUUGAGUCGGUUUUGUAAAAAGAAGCUCAUAACAACUCAGUCAAAUAAACAGCCUUCAAACUGAGUUGGGCCGUGAAGUCGGAGUCGUACAAGGAGCUAAUUGGGCUUCAGGCCCAAAUAGGCAACGCGCGCGCUCUCAGAUACUCAUAGAUUUGUAUCAAAUUUUGAAAUGUGAGGGAAAUUGAAACUGAUAGGGGAAGGCUCUCUUGUUGUUCUUCUCUUCUAUUUGUUUUUCCUUUCCCGCACGGUGUGGAUUUCCAUGGAGUCAAUUGCAGCAGCCGUAGCCACUGUCUCUCUAGAAGAAGACGAUUGGGAGCUUUGCAACGACGAUGGCUUCGUCUACAAGCGGAAGAGGCGCCGGCUCGACCCCGCGGAACCCGUCGCAGCUCGCUCGUCGGCGGCUCAGGCCGUGGACCUUGAGGCGGAGGAGAAUCGGCGGCGCGACCGCAGGAGGAAGACGUUGUUGAAGGUUAGGGCGAAGUACCAGAGAGAGAUUGAGCAAUGGGAGGUUUUGUCGGGAACUUUGCGGGAGAUGGAGGAGAGGGCUCGGAAUCUGCAGGAACAGUACCGACGGCAUGGGGAACAAGGACCGCCGUCGCUACUUGAAGCUUCAUCGUUGACUGUUGUUCGAGAGAAGGAGCUUUCUUAUGCGUCAAUGGUGGACGAUCUUCUCUCUCAGUGUAAACUAUGCAGGUGGAAGCUCAGGACGCCCUCAUUAGCAAUGUUUCAAAGUUUUGUGAUAUAGCUGAAGCAUUGUGCCAGACGGAAGAAGACCGGUUGAAGCAGCGCCUAAUCGAUCUUCCCAUUUGGGGUUCACCCCGUGAGCUCCUGGCCUCAUUGUGUGACGAGUAAUGAUACAGGCAAUGAAGAGAAACAGCAACUGAGGACCUUCCUUUUGUAAGAUCUUACUAUGUAAAAACUAAUUUGAAUCUUAUAAAAUCACCAAUAUGUAGUUUACUUUUGUAACAAUAGAUGGUGAACUCCUAUGCGUGUGCCUCCCUCAUCAUGCUCGAUGACUUAGGAAUUUAGCACUCGAUGAAAAUAUUAGCAUGUUGUGAAUAUUUUAUUUUGUGGGUGUUUUGUUCCUCGUU